Megalobrama amblycephala (Wuchang bream) is the source of this 2762-nucleotide messenger RNA. RefSeq names its product mucin-5B-like. Bases 262 to 2520 code for a protein of 752 amino acids. Gene Ontology annotation, molecular function: protein binding. NCBI's taxonomy places the organism in Eukaryota, Metazoa, Chordata, Actinopteri, Cypriniformes, Xenocyprididae. The record is from RefSeq and is a predicted model, not a curated record. The transcript has 18 exons. Gene Ontology annotation, cellular component: extracellular matrix.
AUUUAAUUUUUUUUUUUUUUAAAUCACUGAAACUGCCUUUUCAGUCUCGGUUUAGUAUUCAUUAUUAUAGAUCACACAUUUAUAACUUUCUCUCUUGCUUCAGUUAAACCAAAUCCUGAACAUCAAUACACGAUCUGCAGCACGUGGGGAAAUUUUCACUUCAGAACAUUUGAUGGUUAUUUCUUUAAAGUGCCAAACACAUGCGAAUACAUUCUGGCUGAGUUGUGCAACAGCAUUGAUAGUUCUGAUUUUACCAUACAAAUGCAAAGAAACUUUGUAAAUAACUCAGUCACUUUCAACAAAAUCAAAAUAAGUCUUCUGGGGACACACAUUGAACUCACCAACAAUUACAUCAUCAUGGACAACAAAGUGUUGUAUAAUUCAACCUAUAUGAAUGGAAUUGCUGUCGAGCUGAGCGCAUCAAGUGUUAAGGUCUCUAUUAAACAUGAAGUGACCGUCUUUUGGGAGAAGGACCAAUCUUUAUUGAUUGAACUUUCAGAAAAGUACCAAGGCAAGACCUGUGGAGUUUGUGGAAACUUCAACGGCAACAAGACUGAUGAUUCAUUUGACAAAGGUUUUAAUGUGGACAAAUGGAAAGUGUUUCCAACUGAAUCAUGUGAGGACAUUAGUAUUCAUCCUAAUGAUCAGUGCGCAAACCAGACAAGCAUUUGCCAGCAGCAUCUCAGCAGUCCAGGGUUUAGUGACUGUUUUAAUGUGAUGGACAUGGGUUCAUAUGAAAAAGCCUGUGUAGACGAUUUGUGUCAAUGUUACGGCAAUCACAACUGUCUCUGCAACACGCUCACAGAGAUUUCACGACAGUGCACACAUGCUGGAGGAAAACCAGGAACAUGGAGAACAGACCAGCUCUGUCCAAAGUCAUGUCCUCUAAACAUGCAAUACCUGGAGUGUGGUGGUCCGUGCAAGAACACCUGCUCAGAUCCAGACGCAGACCUGCUUUGUAAAGAACAUUGUGUGGACGGCUGUUUCUGCCCUGAAGGUACUGUUGAGGAUGACAUCGGUCACAAUGGUUGUAUUCCUGUGCACAAGUGCCCAUGUGAGUACAAUGGUGAAACUUACUCACCAGGAGAGUCAAACGAACAAGCUUGUAAAACAUGUGUGUGUGUCGCGGGACACUGGAACUGUACAAACCUGGAAUGUCCCGGAAUCUGCUCUGUUGUGGGAGGGUCUCACAUCACCACUUAUGAUGGAAAGAGCUUCACCUUUAGCGGCAACUGUGAUUACAUCCUCACUAAGCACUCUAACAACAGUGAUAUUGCUGUCGUGGGAAAUUUGGCAACGUGUAAUCCGACAAAUCAAGGCAAAACAGACACAUGUCUAAAUUCAGUUAUCCUUGUCAUCCCAAAUGCCACUAUUAGUUUUUUCUCCAGUGGAGUUGUGACACAAAAUGGAAACAGCCCAUUUAAGCUUCCUGUUACCAGAGGUCCUGUGAGCAUCUUCAAGCCCUCUUCCUCCUUCAUUAUUGCUGAUUUGAAGAGUCUUCGUCUAAAGAUCCAGUUGAAACCAAUCAUGCAGUUGUAUAUUGUAGCCAGCACUGAAGAGAAAGGGAAAAUGAGUGGUUUGUGUGGAAACUUUAAUGGCAUUCAAAAAGAUGACUUUAAAAAGGAAUCGGGCAUUACAGAGGGCACAUCAACAACAUUUGUCAACAUAUGGAAAAACUACCCAUACAGCUGUCCAGAUAUUGAAAACACAUUUGACAACCCCUGCAGCCUGCAUUUGGAGACAGAGAAACAUGCUCAAGACUGGUGUUCCCGUCUUAAAAACCAGAGCGGAGUCUUUUCACCAUGUCAUUCAGAAAUAUGUCCUGAGAUUUACUACCAACGGUGCGUCUACGACACAUGCAAGUGUGCUGAUAUUAACAAGUGUAUGUGUGCGGCCCUGUCCACCUAUGCCCACGCAUGUGCUGCCAAAGGAGUCGUUCUCAAGGGCUGGAUGGAUCCAGACAUCUGUGAAAAUGAACUGAAGUGUUCAGAGAACAUGAAGUACUCCUACAACGUGACCAGCUGUGACAACACCUGCCGCUCUCUCUCACAUUACACCUGUCAAGUGUCCUUCACACCUGUAGAUGGCUGUGUGUGUUCUGAGGGAACAUAUCUUAAUGAAGAAGACAGCUGUGUAGAUGCUAAGGAUUGUCCAUGUUACUAUGGGGACCGGGUCAUAAUGCAAUCAGAAUCAAUCUACAAUAAUGGUGUUACAUGCACUUGUAACCAUGGCAAAUUAGAGUGCCCAAGUAGAGUUUUAGACUGCAAAGCUCCAAUGGUCUUAUUCAACUGCUCAAUUUAUGAACAAGGGCACAAAGGGGCGGAGUGUCAGAGGACAUGUGAGAUGCAAGACCCCAACAAUUGUGUGAGCACAGGGUGUGUAUCAGACUGUGUGUGUCCAGAUGACCUUCUGGCUGAUGGGAAAGGUGGGUGUGUGAAGAGGGAAAACUGCUCCUGUACCCACAAUGGAAUCAACUAUUUACCCGGGAUGUCAGUUCUAGAGGACUGUAACAUUUGGUGAGUCAGACACUCAAUCAUCAUAGAUAACCCAUUUUUUACAUUAUUAUUAAAGGGUCAUGAAACACUGAACUGCAUUUUGUAAGAUGUUAACAGAGAUGUUUAUGUUGAAUAUCAUAAAAAAUAAUGAAUAAUUUUAAUUCUAGUACAAAAGGAUUAAUUUGUUUAAUUAAUUAAUUUAUUUUUUGCAGCCAUUUUUGUCUUCCCACUUUAAAAUCAUUUGAGAUGCACCUUGCCUUAAAAGUA